Molecule: messenger RNA, 1536 nt
Organism: Stylonychia lemnae
Lineage: Eukaryota; Ciliophora; Spirotrichea; Sporadotrichida; Oxytrichidae
Source: the annotation of a GenBank genome assembly
AUGAUAAGAUAAUUUUAUGAGGAAAACAAAUAGGGCCAUGUAUUCUCAUUCUUUAAUAAACUUGAAUUCGGAGAUUAGUAAACUCUCACGAGAGAUGCAUAUUUAGUCGAUUUACCAUUAAUUAAUUCCCUCUAUGAUGAAUUCGUGGUAGGGAAAGGACAAACUGUUACUCUAAAGUAUGAUAAGAAAUCUAUUAUGCCAGUCAACGAUACUGCAAUUUAGUCAAAGGAAAUGAUUACUGAGGAGGAGAGAGAAAAUUCUAUUGAAAUGGGAUAUGAAUUAAUAAGAGAUGGCUAGGUAGCUGUGAUCGUUCUGGCAGGUGGGACGGGUGCCAGACUUGGCUUUGAUAGAUCUAAAGGUGAAUACAGCUUAAAUUUGCCAUCUAUGAAAUCAAUAUUUCAAAUUCUUUUGGAAAAAUUCCUGAAAGCAUAGAUGUUAGCACACAAUUCAAAGAAUCUCACUGAUGAAUGCUAGAAUUGCAAAUUUAUGGUGAUGACUAAUCCCUUGAAUCAUAUUGAAAUUCAAAAGUUCUUUGAAUUCAAUAAUUACUUUGGAGCAAGUAAAGAGAGUAUUGUAUUCUUUGAGUAGCAAGUUUUGCCUAUUGUAAACUUUGAUGGAAAGAUAAUAAUGGAAGAACCAAAUAAAAUAGUUCUUGCUCCUAAUGGAAGUGGUGCCAUAUUCGAUGCAAUAAACAAUAAUAUCAGGGUUAAGGAAAUCAUAGAUUCUAUUUCGUAUGUUUAAAUUAUACAUGUAGAUAACCCUAUAAGUAAGGUCCUUGAUCCACUUAUGAUUGGUUUUUCUUAACUUAGAGGCAAUUAUGUCACUGUUAAGGCUUGCACUUAAAGAAAAGGUUAUUUUCCAUAAGGUGGUCUUUUUGUCAUAAAAGACUAGAGGUUUGCAAUUAUGGAUAACUAAGACCUCCUUGAUUUGAAUACUAUUAGAUAAGAAGCUCUAGAAAAUAUGAACAUAUUCAUGCUAAAAGCUGAUAAACUAUCUGAAUUAUGCUCAAAUGCUGAAAACUUGUCUUAUCUAUAUUACCAAGAUUUCCACAGACAUAAUUAUUGGGACUUUAAAACAAUGAAACUAGUGAAGCCAUUGCAGAAUAAUGCUUAUAAAUUUGAGCUUAGAUUGACAGAUAUGCUGCCAUUUGUAGAACCAGAUAAAUUUGGAAUCCUCUUAGUUAAUAGAGAAGAUGAAUAUGCUCCUGUAAUUUAUGCUGAUAAUUUGAGAACAAAAACUUAUCAAACUAGCAACACAUCAUUUAAUAAUAGCACUGUAAGUGAAAUGGAUAGUAACAAGCUGACUAUUGGCAUGAACAGCUAUAACUAUUCAGAGACACCAUAAGGUGCUAAAGAUCUAAUAUUUUAAUAGAGUGUGCGAUGGCUAAAGAAUGCAGGCGCUCAAAUAACUAGUGACUAUGCUCAUGUAGAGGUUGAUACACUCUUAAGUUAUGAUGGAGAAGGAUUGAUAGAGAUGGCUGAAGGAAAGAAAAUGCCUCCUCCCAAUUUCAUAAAGAAACCCUAUUUUAGGUUUUGA